AUGGUUGUCGCCACUAUCAAGUGUGUUGUCGUCGGUGACGGUGCUGUGGGCAAAACAUGUCUCCUGAUUUCGUACACAACAAACAAGUUCCCCUCGGAAUAUGUUCCUACCGUUUUCGAUAACUAUGCUGUCACUGUCAUGAUUGGCGAUGAACCGUACACUCUGGGGCUUUUCGAUACUGCUGGUCAGGAAGAUUAUGACCGUCUUCGUCCCCUUUCAUACCCCCAGACCGACGUUUUCUUGGUCUGCUUCUCCGUGACAUCCCCCGCUUCCUUCGAGAACGUGCGCGAAAAAUGGUUCCCCGAAGUUCAUCACCAUUGCCCUGGUGUCCCCUGUCUAAUCGUGGGCACCCAAACUGAUUUGCGCGACGAUUCUGCUGUGCGCGAAAAGCUUUCUCGGCAGAAGAUGCAGCCCAUUCGUAAGGAAGAUGGAGACCGGAUGGCCAAGGAAUUGGGCGCCGUCAAAUAUGUCGAAUGCUCCGCUCUGACCCAAUAUAAACUCAAGGAUGUUUUUGACGAGGCAAUUGUUGCCGCCCUCGAGCCUGCUCCUAAGAAGUCAAAGAAGUGCGUUUUGCUGUAA
Aspergillus oryzae RIB40 is the source of this 579-nucleotide messenger RNA. RefSeq names its product Rho family GTPase CDC42 (gene cdc42). Lineage: Eukaryota; Fungi; Ascomycota; Eurotiomycetes; Eurotiales; Aspergillaceae. Gene Ontology annotation, biological process: small GTPase-mediated signal transduction. The transcript has 4 exons. Gene Ontology annotation, molecular function: GTP binding; GTPase activity. The record is from RefSeq and is a predicted model, not a curated record. The coding region runs from base 1 to 579 and encodes 192 amino acids.